AUGGACUCUGUUAUCCUCACGCCACGGCUGAAGCUAACUCUGGUUACGAGGGCGGAGAGGGGGGGUCCAGAAUUUGAAUGGCUUCACGAACUGUACAGCAAUGAAGAGUCGAUGUUCUGGAGGGUUGGUGGGCCAUUAGAUUCCACCGGGGAAACGGAGAAGUUAAUGAGCAGCUUCCUACCAAUAAACAAAGAAAACGGAGCCAGCUACCGAGUCGCCUAUGCUGUCCACAGGGCCGAAGAACCAUUUGGCUUUAUCGGUCUUAUCACUUUGGGCUCAUUGGAUUCCCAUAGCCUUCCGUUGCCGGAACAUCUCACUUUACCAGCUGCUGCCGCUGCCACGACGCUGACCAUCGAAAUUGCGUAUUCAUUCCUACCAGUUGGAUGGGGCAAAGGGUACGCAACCGAGUCGGUCAAGGCGGUGUUUGAGGGUUGUCGGCAAGCCCGAUCCUUCUGGAUACCCUUCUCAAAGCUUUAUGUCAGGGCGAUUGUGAAUGCCGAGAAUGCACCGAGCAAGCGGGUGAUGGAGAAGACGGGAAUGGUAGAGAAGGGGGUGCACGAAUGGAGAGGGGAGGCUGUCUUCGUUGGCGGGAGAUGGCGAGAGGUAGACAGUAUCUGCAUCUUCGGCAUGUAUCUGUUUGGUGAUGACGAAAUGUAG
Molecule: messenger RNA, 657 nt
Organism: Microsporum canis CBS 113480
Lineage: Eukaryota; Fungi; Ascomycota; Eurotiomycetes; Onygenales; Arthrodermataceae
Exons: 2
Coding region: 1-657 (218 amino acids)
Molecular function (GO): acyltransferase activity, transferring groups other than amino-acyl groups
Source: RefSeq, a predicted model, not a curated record